UCCUGCGGACGCUCAUCAGAUUCCUCUCCCUCUCCCUCGUGGCUUCCCUCGCCCAAACCCUCGAAUUUCCCACUGUUUUCAGUCGCUCGUCGCUUGUGCUACCCUUUUCCUUCUCCCAUGGGCUCGGAUUCGGAGGCGGAGGCGAUUAAGCGGGCGAAGGUUCUGAUGGUGGGCGCUGGCGGCAUUGGUUGCGAGUUGCUGAAGACCCUCGCGCUUUCUGGCUUUCAGGAUAUUCACAUCAUUGACAUGGACACUAUUGAAGUUAGUAACUUGAAUAGACAAUUUUUAUUUCGACAAAAACACGUGGGACAGUCCAAGGCCAAAGUUGCUAGAGAUGCUGUCUUGAAGUUUGUACCUCACAUUAAUAUAACACCUUACCAUGCAAAUGUGAAGGAUCCCGACUUUAAUGUGGAUUUUUUCAAGCAAUUUAAUGUUGUAUUAAAUGGUCUGGACAACCUAGAUGCUAGACGACAUGUUAAUCGUCUUUGUCUAGCAGCUGAAGUCCCACUAGUUGAAAGUGGCACAACAGGCUUUUUAGGGCAGGUUACUGUUCAUAUCAAGGGUAGAACUGAGUGCUACGAGUGUCAACAAAAACCAACUCCAAAAACUUACCCUGUCUGCACAAUCACCAGCACUCCAUCAAAGUUUAUUCACUGUGUAGUUUGGGCAAAGGACCUGCUUUUUGCAAAAUUGUUUGGCGAUAAAAGUCAAGAGAAUGAUCUCUUUGUACGUAGUAGUGAUGCGUCUGAUUUGGAAAAGCCUAUGGAAGACAUAUUUGAACGAGGCCCAGACGAGGAUCCUGAUCAGUAUGGAAAAAAAAUCUAUGACCAUGUUUUUGGUUAUAACAUUGAAGCUGCUUUGGCUAAUGAAGAAACAUGGAAAAGCAGAAGACGGCCUAGACCAACCUUUCUUAGAGAUGUGCUUCCUGAGAAACUCAUCUUGCAGAAUGGUAACCUUGAAAAAAGCUGCUUGACUGAUGAUUUAUCAUUGUCUGUCAUGCCUUCUCUCGGUUUGAAUAACCCACAGGAGGUUUGGAAUCUUGCUGAGAAUUCAAGAGUGUUUUUAGAAGCAUUACGGUUAUUUAUUGAGAAGCGAGCGAAGGACAUUGGAAGCCUUACUUUUGACAAAGAUGAUCAAAUGGCUGUAGAAUUUGUUACUGCUGCAGCGAAUAUUAGGGCAUCUUCCUUUGGGAUACCUUUACAUAGCCUUUUUGAUACUAAAGGAAUUGCUGGCAACAUUGUGCAUGCUGUUGCAACAACUAAUGCUAUUAUUGCUGGUUUGAUUGUGAUUGAAACAAUCAAGGUGCUCCAGGCUGAUUUUGAGAAUUAUAGGAUGACCUAUUGUCUUGAGCAUCCGUCUAGCAAGAUGCUUUUGAUGCCCGUGGAGCCAUUUGAACCUAACAAAUCUUGUUAUGUGUGUUCUGAGACACCCUUACUUCUUGAAGUCAACACUCGAAACACAACUCUGAGAGACAUUGUUGAAAAGAUAAUAAAAGUCAAAUUGGGGAUGAAUCUUCCCAUGGUAAUGCAAGGUACAACCCUUAUCUAUGAGGAUGGUGAUGAUGUGGAGGAAGAUGUUGCUGCUAAUUAUGCCUUGAACCUCGACAAGAACUUAGCAGAUCUCCCUGCACCAGUUACCGGUGGCACCAUGCUCACAAUUGAAGAUUUUCGGCAGGAGUUGAAGUGUCAUAUAAACAUUAAACACAGGGAUGACUUUGACGAAGAGAAAGAACCCGACCGUAUGGUCUUAUCAGGAUGGACAGCUCCUGAGAAAGUCGAUACAGCUAAAAGUAAUGGAGCAAGCACAUCUGCUGAUCGUCCAAUAAUAACAGAAGCAACAGAGUCUAAAGUGGUUGAUGUAGCUGCAGCAAUGCCUGGCACUAAGAGAAAACUGUCUGCUACAUUAGAAAGAAAAGGAAAUCAAGAAGUCCACGAGGUUCUCUCAGUUCCUGGUAAUGACGACGACGAUGACCUUGUCCUGCUUGAUGACUGCCCCGAGCCAAAUAAGAAACUGAGGUUACAACAUCUUUGAGUUCAUGUAAUGGUGACAUCUAGUUGCAGGCCUAGGUAAACUUAGUCAUUAACUAACUUCUCGACUCAAACUAAUAAAUUGUAAUUGCCCGAAAGUAAUCUAAAUUACCUUACGAAAGUUAGUGUUAGGGUGAUGUAUUUCCAUUGGAACCAUCUCGAGAAGAAUUGCCAAUUCUUUUGAAUCUGAGUAGUCAGUCGUCCAGUUGAUCAUGUCAGGAAUUGUUUGUAAUCUCUUAUUGUUGGAACUUUGUGAAUCUUAUUCAUAAACGACCUUGUAGUUCUUGUGUAAUUGUGAAUCAUAGAAAGAUUGACCAUGGCAGGUUACCUUAUUAGCUA
Molecule: messenger RNA, 2366 nt
Organism: Zingiber officinale
Lineage: Eukaryota; Viridiplantae; Streptophyta; Magnoliopsida; Zingiberales; Zingiberaceae
Product: SUMO-activating enzyme subunit 2-like
Exons: 11
Coding region: 118-2031 (637 amino acids)
Biological process (GO): protein sumoylation
Cellular component (GO): cytoplasm; SUMO activating enzyme complex
Molecular function (GO): SUMO activating enzyme activity
Source: RefSeq, a predicted model, not a curated record